This is a messenger RNA of Ectocarpus siliculosus, 1694 nucleotides long. Lineage: Eukaryota; Phaeophyceae; Ectocarpales; Ectocarpaceae. The record is from the annotation of a GenBank genome assembly.
AUGGUAAUCCUAGUGCGCGCAACCACUCGGUUGUGGGCGCCCCAAGCACUGGUGCUAGCUGCACAGCCGAGGCCCACCUCCAGUUUCCAGAACUUGCUCGCAAAGAGCGCACUGCACACAUCGGCGGUAGCAGCAGCUCAGCAGCGAAGCUCUGGCGGCGUGGGAGGUACUGCCGUGCGGGAACUUCGACCUUACGCUACAGUAGUUCCUGCGGCUGAACGACUGGUCGUCAUUGGCGAUGUCCAUGGGGAUAUUGACGCUUUCAGGAGCUGCUUGCAGAUGGCGGACCUCGUCGAUGCCGAAGACAAGUGGGCAGGCGGGGAGACCGUCGUGGUGCAGAUGGGAGACAUUUUCGACAGGGGGGACGACGACUUGCCGAUCCAGGAAUGGGUGUAUAAGCUUGCUCAAGAGGCGGGCCGAGCGAACGGAGCCCUGUACAGCGUCAUGGGGAACCACGAGAUGCUGAACGCCAUGGGGGAUCACUCCAUGGCCACGAGGAAGGCUUUCGUUCCAUUCCUCGCUCUCCGACCAGAGCUGGAUGAACUUGUCGGCGGGGACUGGAGCGCGCUGGAAGGCUUUCCCGAGUGGGCGAGGUGCCGACUGGCGGCGAUGCGGCCCGGGGGGCCGGUGGCUAGGCUCAUGGCGGCGCACGCUGUUUCCAUGAAGGUAGGUGAUAACCUCUUCGUACACGCAGGGUUGCUGCCGGAGCAUAUCCGCGGAACGGCGGCGGGCGAGGCAGGGGGCGGAGAUCAGGGCGACUCCGUAGCAGCCGCCGAAGAGGUGAUGGAGAGGCUCAACGCGGACACGUGUGCUUGGAUGCUGGGCAAGAGAUCAAUCCCAGAGGAGAUCUGGCAGCCCGAGGGUCCCCUUUGGACAAGGGUGUACUCGACCCCGGACUCUCGCGAGAUCGACGCGGCGGCGAGAGCCCAGCUGGAAGAGGUGUUGCGCCUGACCGGCACGAAGCGAAUGGUGGUCGGGCACACGCCUCAAAGAGCGGGGAUUAACUCGGCUGCGGACGGGCAGGUUUGGCGUGUCGACACAGGGAUGACGGCGAUGAUUGGGGGACGCCCGGAGGCUCUAGAAAUUAGAGGAGAGGAGAUGACAAUUUUGACGGAGUACAAAUCCAUCCCCGGCCAGAAGAGAGCCGCUCGCCAGCCUACACCCGUGUCCAAGGGCGAUGAGUUUAGAAGACAAUGACGAAACCGCGGAGCCCCCCCCCAUGCGGUCACGAUCAAAACGAGAGAUGUAUGUAGGGUCGUGACGUGUGAUCACGCCGAUAGCAUUGGUCUUUAGGCAGAACGCAGUGCGUUAUGUUGCAGAACCCUUUGUACCCAGAAAAAGUAUAGGUUGAUGGUUAGACGGACCGGCAGAGGCCGGCGUGUUUUGAAUUGGUGGAGGUUUUGGUGUGUUGUAUGGUCGUUGGGCGAUGUCUAGGGUGUGAACUCUUGUGAACGCAGGCGCUACGUGGUAAGGGUCAGGCCCGGUAGAUUGUCUCGCGAGCGAGCUGUGCCUGUCGUACGUCCACGGCUCUCGCUCAUGAAAAAACUACGGAGGAAAGACCGCUGCCUGUCAGGGGAAGAACGGCCCUUUUCCCUCGGGCUCGGCCAGGAUAGCGCGAGAGGAGCAAGGACAUGGGGUUGGCGGCGGGAUCAUCAUGCAACACAUGUUCCGAACGACAAUGAAUAUGGAGUGUU